CUAAUAAUAUCCUCCACUGACAGAUUAGAGAUAAAGAGACGUGUGGGUUAAAUAAGAGAGCACAUCUCUAUUCUGUUAUCGAUAAUCAGUUUGAGGAAAACUCCAUACAAACCCAGAGAUAAGACAAGAUGCCUGAACAAGGGCAAGAGAGGAAGUCCAAGAUCUCAGCCUCAAGAAAGCUUAUGCUAAAGAGUUUGAUGGUGGCGAAAGCCAAAGAGGAGCUGGAUCAGGAGAUGUUGGAUAAAGAGGAGGAGAAGCAGAGGUAUCUGAUGGAGAAAAUCCCUCCUCUGAAAACACAGGGCAUGUCAUUCGCUGAGCUCCAGGAACUCUGUCAAGAGCUUCAUGCUAAGAUUGAUGUGGUGGAUGAGGAGCGCUAUGAUAUUGAAGCCAAAGUCUUACUGAAUAAGCGUGAGGUCAAAGACCUGAACAUCAAGGUUCUGGACCUGAGGGGGAAGUUCAAGCGCCCCACCUUGAGAAGGGUGAGGGUCUCAGCAGACGCCAUCCUCCGAUCUCUCCUAGGCUCAAAGCACAAAGUCUCAAUGGACCUACGAGCCAACCUCAAAUCUGUGAAGAAAGAGGAUACUGAGAAGAAGAGGCCAGUUGAGGACAGCGACUGGAGGAAGAACGUGGAGGCCAUGUCUGGUAUGGAGGGAAGAAAGAAGAUGUUUGAUGCGGCAAAAGGCCCCACCCAGUGAAACCUUGUCUAGUACAGUUAACACACAAGAUUAUGACACGUAUUGUUUGGCGACUAAAAAUGAUUAGGAUUUGAGCUACACACUCAAUAUACUAUUAAAUACCAGAUAUACUGUUAUUUCAGAUGUCGCUGUAAUUCAUUGCAGCUCUGCCCAAAGCAAAGCAAAAAGGCAGUAACUGCAUUUUUGGUUAAAAAUGAGUUAUUGUCAUUUUCAAUGACAUUCAAGGCAUCCUUUGUUAUGUGACAAAACAUCUUAUCUGACAUGUGCGUCGUUUUGGAGAAAAAUGGUAGUUGUUUGUACAGUAACUACUUAGGCUGGAUGACAGGAUAACUUUUAAGUAAUUUUUCUCAGUUCUGCACUCUGCGUAGUUACUGCCUUUUUGCUUUGUAGGGCAGUACUGCUUUAACAUUGUUACAAAUGAUUGUGCGACUUUCAUGUGGCCAAUAAGUAAAUACUUACUAGCUUAGUUGAUCUUUUACUAUGUCAAUAUUCAGUUAUUAGGAAGAGUCAAAGGAAGAUAUACCAAUGCAUCAUUAGGAUAAACUAAGAGAAAUAUGUAUUGAGGUGCAAGGCUCAUUAUAUUUAAUCUUUCAAAAAGGAUCCCAUGCUCAAUUAGGCAUGUUUCUUUUCUGAUAGUCUGGCUGUGAAUUAUUGUUUAGGAAAGCUCUUGCAGUGCUGAAAUUAAACAUAUACAAUAAAAAGCACAAAAAGCUUGUCCAAACUAUAUGUAAUUAUACUUUGGAAAAAAAGCGUAUAGUAACACAGCCAGGAUUGUGUGAGAAUGUCCUUUUUGCAUGCUGUUUAACAGUUAAGUAGCUGAAGAAUUUAAACAGAUGUGCUGUGUUUCUUUGUUUAGUCUAAUUUGAUGCAAAUGUUUAAAAUGCUAUUGAGCAGGAUCAUGCAGGAGAUAGGGAGCUCGUUCAGGAAGUGAAGCGUUAACUACUGUAUAAAGGCUGUCAUUUGAAGACAGUGGACUCCAACCCUUAUUUGCAUAGUGGAUAUCUCUGUCUUCCCUGUGUUGGCAUUGGGCGGGUGUUCAGGCCACUUAUCCAUACUGUACUUAUUUAACGUUUAACAGUCAAAGUUUAUUGUGACACUCCUUACUUGGAAUGUUUUUUUUUCUCUCUACUUGCACGAGUGAAUAAAGAGACAAUUGUAAACUAAACAAUAUAGCGGAAGCAUGCCACAGCAGCUGCCUAUUAUUUCCUCCAAGACCAAACCCUGUAGUAUACUGGAUGGUCUACUAUGGCUUUCAUAUUGCUCUGGGCAAAGUACAGCAGGUCUAGCUGUCUCUUACAGGUGCGGCACAGGGAAUAAAACAAACACCUCUAGCCUUUGAGCUUCAAUUAAUUCUGAACUUUAGAGCAAAUGCCACUGUAAAAUGUUAUAUUCACGUAAGAUAAUGUUUCUAAAUGUAACAUUGUUUUGAAACCAAGUACAUUUCACCAUAAGCAAUACUAUGAAACAAUGCAACAAAACUAAAUUCAAGAAUGCAUGAAAAAAAAGUUCCUAUUACAAGCAACAAAGAUAUCAGUGUCUGUAUAGGAUGAGAUUGAUUUAUAGUAGGAAUGAUCUCUGUUUUCAUUGAGUCACU
Messenger RNA from Carassius auratus (goldfish), 2289 nucleotides. RefSeq names its product troponin I, slow skeletal muscle-like. Bases 129 to 695 code for a protein of 188 amino acids. Gene Ontology annotation, cellular component: troponin complex. The record is from RefSeq and is a predicted model, not a curated record. Gene Ontology annotation, biological process: cardiac muscle contraction; skeletal muscle contraction. NCBI's taxonomy places the organism in Eukaryota, Metazoa, Chordata, Actinopteri, Cypriniformes, Cyprinidae. The transcript is spliced from 8 exons.